AUGAAUGUUGACCCUGCUGCACCAUGGACAAAAGUUGGUUUAGUAGUGUAUGAUUCACAAGUGCCUGUAGGAGCAACUCCCGAGUAUCUUGCUGGCCAUUACAUGAUCCAGGGUCUAAAUUCUUUGCUACCUGUUAUGGCGCUUGCACCACAACCAGGUGAUCGAGUGCUUGACAUGUGCGCUGCCCCAGGAGGAAAAACCUCUCACAUUGCUAGUCUUAUGAAGAACAGCGGUGUAUUGUUUGCUAAUGACGCCAAUAUAACUCGGUGCAAAGCAAUUAUCGGGAACCUACAUAGAUUAGGUGUCAACAAUGCUAUUGUAAGCAAUCUAGGCGGAGAGGAAUAUGCAAAGCUGGCGCCGAAUGGUUUCGAUCGUGUUCUCCUCGACGCUCCUUGUUCUGGUACAGGUGUGAUUUGGAAAGACCAGUCUGUGAAGACAAGCAAAGAUAGUCAAGAUAUCCAACGGAAAGGUGCUUUUUUAUGGGAGUUGAGUAAUCCACGGCUUAUCAGGCACACUGUACAAAGACAACUAAUUCUUGCCGCACUGGAUGCUGUCGAUGCGAAAUCUCCUAAUGGUGGAUAUGUUGUCUACUCCACAUGCUCAGUUUUGGUUGAAGAAAACGAAGCUGUGGUUAAUUAUGCGCUACAAAAAAGGCAUUGUGAAUUAGUACCUUGUGGCCUAGAGGUGGGUGUGGAAGGAUUCACCAGAUUCCGUGAAUAUCGUUUUCAUCCUUCACUAAGCCUAACAAGACGCUAUUAUCCUCAUGUGCACAACAUCGACGGAUUUUUUGUUGCAAAAUUGAAGAAGCUUUCCAAUGCAAAAAUGGGAAAAGCUAGUCUUGAUAUUGUGAGGUCAAGCUUUAUAACCGUUAUUGGUCUUCAAGAAUAG
This is a messenger RNA of Strongylus vulgaris, 888 nucleotides long. Lineage: Eukaryota; Metazoa; Nematoda; Chromadorea; Rhabditida; Strongylidae. The record is from the annotation of a GenBank genome assembly.